AUGAACCGCGGGGUGCGUUUCGCCACCACGGCGGAUGAACCGGAAGAUCCCCAUGUGAACCGAGAUGAGCUGUUUCACAUAGUCAGAGACGGCGAGUAUGUUGAUGCCAAGAAGGUCUUAUCACAAGCGGACAUGUCGUGGCGGCAUACGGCCCUUCGGCAAAAUUUUCUUUUUUUCAUUGCGGCACGGCGCCGACGAGGCUCCGAGCUGCUGGCCAAGCAAUGCGUUGCCAUGGGUGUGAAUUUAGAGGAAGUAGAUGUAUAUGGGCAGACCCCGCUGUUCUGGGCUGCAUCACGAGGCAACAUGGCAGUUGUAGACUUUCUCCUUCGGCUUGGCUUUGAAGUCAACUAUCGUGACUACGCGCGGAAGACUGCCCUUUUCUUUGCGAUCGAAAAGAAGCACUUUGAUGUCGCCGACUUCCUUAUCGAACGUGCUGCAUCUAUCAUGGUGCGGUCGAAGGAGCAGAUCACACCGCAGUCGAUGCUAAAAGCGGUGAAUCACAAAGCUCCCCAGAGAAAGAGAAAGUGGGCAUCGCCAACACCGAGUUGCGUAUGCCCUGGCGCUGCAACUCGCAGCCGUUUCGCCAGAUGGGAAUCGGCCCAAGAGGAGCCGGAGCCCCUCAUUGAACGAAGAGAGGACAACGUGGUGCUGGAGAACCACCAGUACUUCGUAUGCUCGACUGUUACAGGCUGCGCGAAGCGGCUGCGGUGCUCAGAACUGGAAUUCGCAGCAGACCAUGCGCAUCUGCACCAGGACACGACGUGGUACGGCACUUUGACCACAGAGCAAGCGGAGGCGUUCGUCAACGUCAACACAGAAGACGAAGACAUCCGUCUUAAGGUCAUUGAAGAGAUGGCGACCGGAGGUCGCCCGUCCGCCUUCACACUACCAGCAGUCUCACAGCAGACCCACACAGUGGCGGGAUAUGUGCACGCAUCUUUCGCAGACCAGACUCUGGUCAUUAAGCAUGCCAAAGUCGACCGCCCCCAUCAAGGUCGCGGCUUGGGCGGUCUGCUGAUCCAAGCGGCCGAGAAGCACGCUCAAAAGCUGGGAGCGGGCAUUGCAACAGUGAAGCUUUCAGUGCUGGAGACCAACGAGCCGGCCAGAAAGUGUUAUGCCAAGUCGGGCUUCCAAUGUUGCGGCGAGUCUCCAUCCAUCUUUCCGCCGUGCAACUGUCCUGAGGACAGCUGCCAUUGUGCCAAUAAGAUCAAGUGGCUGAGCAUGGAGAAGCGCGUCGCCUGA
This is a messenger RNA of Symbiodinium sp. CCMP2592, 1242 nucleotides long. The record is from the annotation of a GenBank genome assembly. NCBI's taxonomy places the organism in Eukaryota, Dinophyceae, Suessiales, Symbiodiniaceae.